AUGGCAAACGAACCACUAGUCAACCACAUUUUCACUGCGGAUCCGUCAGCGCACGUCUUCGAAGGGAAGCUCUAUGUUUAUCCCUCUCAUGAUCGCAAGACAGAUAUCAAGGACAACGACAAUGGCGACCAAUACGAUAUGAACGAUUAUCAUGUGCUUUCUAUGGAAUCUGUUGGCGGACCCGUGACGGAUCAUGGUGUAGCAUUGAAGGCGGAAGAUAUUCCUUGGGUGUCAAAGCAACUUUGGGCCCCGGACGCAGCGUUCAAGAACGGCAAAUACUAUCUAUUUUUCCCAGCUCGGGACAAGGAGGGCAUUUUCCGAAUUGGUGUUGCCGUGGGUUCUAAGCCUGAAGGCCCUUUCCAACCAGAGCCAGAGCCUAUCGCUGGAAGUUACAGCAUUGACCCAGCGAGCUUUGUCGACGAUGAUGACAAAGCUUAUUUGUACUUUGGUGGUAUUUGGGGUGGCCAGCUGCAGUGUUGGCAGACUGGUAAAUUCUCGAGGGAGGCGUAUACAACAAUGGAAGCUCAGUCAGGUCCUGCGUUAUUGCCCCGUGUAGCGCAACUUAGCGACGACAUGCUUUCGUUCACUAGCGACAUCAAAGAACUUCAAAUUGUCGACGAUGACGGAAAACUCAUCAGCUCUGACGACCAUGAAAGACGAUUCUUCGAAGCUGCCUGGAUGCACAAAUACAAGGGCAAAUAUUAUUUCUCAUAUUCCACCGGCGACACUCACUUUCUAGCCUAUGCCAUUGGGGACAAUCCAUUUGGACCAUUCACAUAUGGCGGAAAGAUUUUGGAUCCGGUCCAAGGUUGGACAACACAUCACUCAAUUGUGGAGUUCAAGGACAAAUGGCUUAUUCCAAAGGCAGACCGCAAGAAGAUCCACGAGUACCUCUUCCGCGAGGGUGUUCUCGUCGCAAAGAAGGACUAUGAUGCGCCAAAGCACAACGACAUUGAUACCAAGAACCUCUACGUUGUGAAGGCAUGCCAAUCUCUCACCUCCCGUGGUUACGUGAAGACCCAAUUCUCAUGGCAAUACUACUACUACACCCUCACCCCAGAGGGUCUCGAUUACCUUCGCGAGUGGCUCCACCUUCCCGCUGAGAUUGUCCCAGCCACCCACAUCAAGCAACAGAGAUCCCAUGCUCCUCCUCGUGGUAUGAUGGGAGGCGAGGGCGAGCGUGAGCGCAAGCCAUUUGGUGGACGCGGUGGACGUGGCGGACGUGAAGGUGGUGGUGAUCGUGAGCGCGGUGAUUACAGACGUCGUGAUGCUGGUGGGGAGGGCAAGGAAGGAGCACCAUCUGGAGAGUUCGCUCCUCAAUUCCGUGGAGGUUUCGGACGUGGAGCUGGCCGUGGUGGAGCUCCUCCAGCUUCUUAA
Messenger RNA from Glarea lozoyensis ATCC 20868, 1377 nucleotides. Its product is annotated as Arabinanase/levansucrase/invertase. Gene Ontology annotation, molecular function: hydrolase activity, hydrolyzing O-glycosyl compounds. Gene Ontology annotation, biological process: carbohydrate metabolic process. Bases 1 to 1377 code for a protein of 458 amino acids. The transcript has 4 exons. The record is from RefSeq and is a predicted model, not a curated record. Lineage: Eukaryota; Fungi; Ascomycota; Leotiomycetes; Helotiales; Helotiaceae.